This is a messenger RNA of Andrographis paniculata, 1054 nucleotides long. RefSeq names its product aquaporin TIP2-1-like. Lineage: Eukaryota; Viridiplantae; Streptophyta; Magnoliopsida; Lamiales; Acanthaceae. The record is from RefSeq and is a predicted model, not a curated record. The transcript has 3 exons. Gene Ontology annotation, molecular function: water channel activity. Gene Ontology annotation, biological process: water transport; transmembrane transport. Bases 113 to 859 code for a protein of 248 amino acids. Gene Ontology annotation, cellular component: membrane.
UAUAUGUGUGAUGGAUAGGACAUUUCUGUGUCUCCAAAUCUGCUUUAAUUAAUAAUAUAUUUUAAUUAGAAUUAAUUAAUUAAUCAAGCAAUUUUUGUGACCGUCGAUCAAAAUGCCCGGAAUUGCUUUUGGACGGUUCGAUGACUCCUUCAGCUUCUCCUCGGUGAAGGCCUACAUCGCCGAGUUCAUCUCCACUUUGCUCUUCGUCUUCGCCGGCGUCGGCUCCGCCAUUGCUUACAACAAAUUGACGUCGGACGCCGCGCUCGAUCCGCCGGGGCUGGUGGCGAUCGGAGUGUGCCACGCACUGGCGCUGUUCGUAGCCGUCGCCGUCGGUGCGAACAUCUCCGGCGGACACGUGAACCCCGCCGUGACGUUCGGUCUCGCCGUCGGAGGCCAAAUUACGAUCCUCACCGGAAUCUUCUACUGGAUCGCUCAACUGCUCGGCUCCAUCGUCGCCUCCUUCCUCCUCAAAGUCGUUACAGGCGGCCUGACAAUCCCAACCCACGGCCUCGGCGCCGGCGUCGGCGCCGUCGAAGGCGUGGUGAUGGAGAUCAUCAUAACGUUCGCACUGGUUUACACGGUGUACGCAACCGCCGCCGAUCCGAAGAAGGGUUCGUUGGGAGUGAUAGCUCCGAUCGCCAUAGGGUUCAUAGUUGGGGCCAACAUUCUGGCGGCGGGGCCAUUUUCCGGCGGGUCGAUGAACCCGGCCCGGUCGACCGGACCGGCGGUGGCCAGCGGCGACUUUACGGAUAUAUGGAUAUACUGGGUGGGCCCACUCGUGGGAGGGGGGCUGGCCGGGGUCGUCUACAGCAACGUGUACAUGCAGCAUGAGCAUCAGCCAUUGGCAUCUGAAUUUUAAUUUCAGUUCAGUUCAUUUCAGGAUUUGAUUUGAUUGUAUCCUUUGUUUCUUUCUUCCUUUCUUGAUCUUGUUUUUCUGUAAGUUUAAAUUUCUGGUUGUUUGAAAUCCCUUUGGAUCAUCAGUGCUAAGGUAAUUUCCUUGUUUGCAUCUGUAAUAAUUUAAGGGGAAGAAUUAUUGUGCUUCUUUUGUCUGAAA